Molecule: messenger RNA, 2778 nt
Organism: Exophiala oligosperma
Lineage: Eukaryota; Fungi; Ascomycota; Eurotiomycetes; Chaetothyriales; Herpotrichiellaceae
Exons: 1
Coding region: 506-2197 (563 amino acids)
Source: RefSeq, a predicted model, not a curated record
CCCGUCUCUCGUCCACUUGAAAUGGUUCGCUCUAUCAGCAAACCAGCGCCACCGUCCACCGGCACACUCCUUGUGCCCACACAAACGCCCGCUAGCUCGCCAGGUCCCUGAACCGACCAUCCAGCACUCGAGGAUGCCCAUCACCUCAGAUUCUAGGCUCGUCAUGCCUCACUCUCCAGCCUGCCCUCAACUUACCACACCACCACUUGUACCGAGUGCCUCGCUGCUGUUCUUACUACUACUCCUCAUCAUUUCGCAGCGACCUUGUGAAAGCUUCUCACGAAUCCGCAUACCCAAGAUAUCGACUUGACUCCCACGCGACCCAAGAGACGGCGCAAGAUCUUCCAGUUUUGCAGGUCACCCGUGUUGGACUGUGCACGACUCACUCGCAGAUCGAUGGCUGCUUCCUUACAUAGUCAGGAGCUCAAACAUCUCCCCCCGAUUUCCUCGAGGCUAUGAAGCCGACGUCGCGAUAUUCCUCCAAUCGAACGCACACGAAAACGAAAUGGCGGAACACGAUAGAAUAGAGGCGCACAUGUACCAUUAUGAACCUCCCGACAUACAGUCGAGGCUGGACAUGAACCCGACCCUCAUAGUGUCGUGGUGGUGUACAUUGUUCUCUGUGACAAUAAUCCUAAUCAGAUUAUUUGGACGAUGGAUACGUACGGAAAGACUGUUUCGGGAAGACUGGAUCAUGUUGUGCAGUAUGAUCCCGCUCAUGAUCCGAAUGGCCUUUGUCCACGUUAUCUUGAUCUGGGGCACCAACAACACAAAGACACAAGGCUUGACCGAGACGCAGAUACACCAUCGCGAGGUCGGAAGUAGGUUGGUCCUUGCGGCGCGCAUAUCUUACGCGGCUUUCAUCUGGAUUGCCAAAUGGACGGUUCUGGAAUUCCUCAAACGUCUGAUCGGAAAGUCGUGGGCCAAAUCGUACGAAAUCGGCCUCCAAAUCAUCUACGCCUUCCUCAUUGUAACCUACAUUGGCGUCGUCAUCGGCACGCUCAGUGAAUGCCAACCCUUUGACCACUACUGGCAGGUCGUGCCAGACCCAGGCCCGAAAUGUCGGGAGGGUCUGAUCCAACUGAUUGUCAUGGGAGCUUGUGACAUGGUCACGGAUGUCGUGCUGAUUGUCUUCCCCAUCCCUUUGGUCUGGCAGUCCUCCAUGCGGUACACCAAGAAAAUAUCCUUGAUACUGCUCUUCCUUCUCUCCGUCAUCCUCAUCGCCAUCACAGCCUACCGAAUCCCCACGACCAUCUCACGCCGCUCCUCCCAGCAGUAUCGGUCACUCCUUGCGUCGCUCGAAAUUCUCGCCGCCGCUGGUGUCUCGAAUGCCAUUGCCAUUGGCAGUUUUAUCCGCGACAAGGGCGUCAAAAAGGCCAAGUUCCGCAUUCCUUCGGUCGAUGAAACGAGCUCCCUCGGCCGAAGCGUCAGUCGCACGGUCACUCGAACCCGCACACGCUCCAUCACUCAUCAUCAUUGGGGAUCGGACGAAGAUCUAGCACGCAGUGUUGGCGUAUCCUUGCCCGCUCCUCUCAGACACGGAAGUAAUAGAGAACCUCGUCUCGCCGAACCAGCGACACCGAGCAAUCACGACUCAACAAAAGACCUCGAGUCGGGACUUCAUCAUCGUCACAGCUCCACGUUCAAUUCAGACUGGAACUUUAACUCUGCGUCUCGCGGCCGGCGACGGAGCUCGAUGAACAGUAUGAGCAGUACGUCGACGGACAUCAAACUCCGUGACCUCAGAGCCCAACUACAUGAGCCCAUCAGUCCGCAUGCCGAACAGCCGGACACCCCGAGCAAGAUGGGAUUUUUUGACGUUGGUGGCCUGGUUGCAAACCCAGAGUCUCCGAGUUCUGUAUCCCGACAGGCUUCAAUCCAUGAAGCCCGCCGCCUUUCCCUCCCUAGCACCAGUUCCCGAUCCGGGUCCAAGGCGUUCUUGUCAGAUAUCGGGGGAUUGUUGUCUCGCCAUUCUCACAUUCGCGAGGAAGACGAAGUGUCUGGCACAACACCCUCACCUACACGCAGUAAAGGAAGGAGCCCAGGUCGCUCGCCGAUGCGUUUCGCCAUGGAUAGGAGAAUAUCAAAGAGCCACCGUCUAGCGUCGCAAAAAGAAGAGGAUGAAGAACCCAUUCGACCUGUACCGAGUGGACCCGAUGACUUGACGUUUGUGGACGUCGGUGGACUCCUCCGGUGACCAUGGUCUGCAGGCGUCGACGCGAAUAUGAAGAUGAAGAUGAAAAAGGAACAUAUAAGACGGGACAACUAGCAAACAGCAUAGCUAGAUGUGUGGUGGGGAUGUGAUUUAUGGAGUGGUCGCUUUUUAUUUUUAUUUUUGUGGCUUUUUAUACCAUCUAGCGUGGGCGCUUCUGGGAGGAAUUCUUCAUGAGGGUCAUUGACGUUGUAUUUUUGGGAGGGUUGGCUGGCUGGGAAUACAUCGUUUUUGAUUGCUUUGGCAAUGGCAAAACUUUGAAAGGGGGUUUUGUGAGAUUGGUUGAUUGGAACACGGGUUUUAUGAGGUACUGGUUAGGAGGACUGGUCAGGGACCCCGAUGAUGAAUCUUGAACAGAAGGGAAGAAAAGGUGCUUAUGACAUGAAUCUUUGGAGUGGUUGAUGUUUCUUGUGAACGAUUGGAACGAAAUGAGUAUGAAUUGUGUGUAUACGGGAGUAAGAUAGGGAGGUUUGACUCGGUGAGGUUGUCACGUAGUGGAUGAAUAUAUAUACCCUGUCUACCCACCUCUCUACCUUGUAUACCUAAUAGCUGCUGUAUUGAAAUAG